CGCCAAGGCCAUGUGCAAAUCGUGUGGACCAUUUGUUACAAUACGACAAUUUCAAAAUCGUCUAAAACGUUCACUUGCCGAGAACAUCAAAAUUGAACUUGAAAUGUUGCAACAAAAUGGAUUCGGCACAUUAAAGACAAUCAAAACCCGCCAUGGAAAGCGUAACUUUUUCUUCAAAAUACCAGGCAAUUGCAUCGAUAUGGAAAUUGGUGCACAUUCUACAAUCAUCAAAUCGGUGGGAAUUAAUAUUGACACAUAUGAGUCAACAUUCAACGACUUAUCAACUCUUACUGAUGAAGAAAAGAACUUUACUAUUCAACAUCAUCCACAUGCAGAGGGAAUCGAAGGACUGUGGUGAAUUUAUUUGAUGACCGAACACACGCAUUUUGAAACUAAUUGUAAUCAAUUUAGUAUCAUUUUUCAAGAAAACAUAAUUCUCAUUAUAUUUGUUUCAUAUCUCAUCUCAACUGAAAACUUUUAUUCCUUUAAUUGUGUUUUUUCAAACAAUCAAAGCGU
This is a messenger RNA of Mytilus trossulus (common blue mussel), 516 nucleotides long. RefSeq lists its product as uncharacterized. The record is from RefSeq and is a predicted model, not a curated record. Bases 11 to 358 code for a protein of 115 amino acids. The transcript has 2 exons. NCBI's taxonomy places the organism in Eukaryota, Metazoa, Mollusca, Bivalvia, Mytilida, Mytilidae.